CUUUCAUCUCCUUCUUCCUCUUCUUCUUCUUCUCACAUUUACUUAUAUCUAUAUCUAUCACCUCCUAUUCUCAAAUCAAAAAUGUAUGACUAACUAAACUACACACACACACACAUGUAUACGUAUACUUCAUCAUCAUCAUCCGUAGUAGUCGCAGCAGAAUCAACUAUGUCCUGUUUGCUCCCUCAAUUCAAGUGUUUGCCUGAUUCCUUUUCUAUCCAAUUCAAACCUCUAAAUCAUCAUUCUUCUAGUCACUCUAAAUGUAGAGAGCCUAUUUAUUUUCCGACUCGGUGUGUUUUAUCAACUACAGCACCCCCUGUAUUAACAGAAUCCACAGUGCUUAACUUAGAGAAGCUAAAGCUAUCAUCCUUAGAAGCUCAUUCAAAUUCAGGUACUGUUGACAGGCAGUGGUCAUCCUCCUCCUCAUCAUCAUCAUCGGCAUCAACAACAGCUGGAGUGCUUGAUAUUGAAAAGUUCCAGCUACCAUCUUUAGAAUCUCAUACAAGUUCUAUUGCUGGAAGUAGACCAUGGGUGUAUUCUGGUGCAGUAGGUCAGGUAAAUAAAGGAACAACUUUGGCUUCAGAGUUUGCCUCAACUGAACAUGCUGAUGCAGCUGCUGAAGCAAUUGCUUUAGCCAGGGCUGCAGUAAAGGUCGCAAAGAGUGCUGCAACAAUGAUGAUGAACCAUCAGAGCCUCAAACCAUUAAAUAUCAAAGAAAAACCUAAGUUACCUGAGUCUGAUAUCUCCAUAAAUGAGCCGGGGACAGAACCUUCAGAAGAAGUUGAACCCACAAUUGAAGAACUUCAACUUCUUGAAGAACAGCUCUCAGCUAGCAUAACUGUGAGAUCAAAGCGUCAAGUAGAACGGAAAGAGAGGAGAAUUAGAGCAGCAGAAAGAGCCGAAGCAGGUGCUGUGUCAGUAAAAUCCGCAUCAGGCAGAGCUCGGGUUGCCCCCACCACAGUUCCAGUGAAAUCUGGCGUGAGCAGAAGACGUGGUGAGAAAAAAGACGUUUUGGCUUUUUUGGGAGGAAUGACAAAUGCCAAGCUUCUGACUGCUGCAGAGGAAGUAGAACUUUCUAAAGGGAUACAGGACCUGUUGAAAUUACAAGAAGUCCAUACUGCUCUUGAGACGCGUUUUGGGGUGCCUCCCACUUUUGCAGAAUGGGCUUCUGCAGCAGGCAUCGAUCAGAUACAAUUAGGGAGACGUUUACACUAUGGUGAAGAAUGCAGGGACAAAAUGAUUCGGAGCAAUAUACGACUUGUUAUUUCUGUUGCAAGAGGUUAUUAUGGUACGAAGGUGCAUCUUCAGGAUAUCGUUCAGGAAGGAAUCCGAGGCUUGGUUAAAAGUGCAGAGAAAUUUGACGCUUCAAAGGGGUUCAAAUUUUCAACAUACGCUCAUUGGUGGAUAAGGCAAGCUGUCCAAAGGUCUCGAGCUGAACAAAGCAGGAUAAUCCAUGUUCCGUAUUAUAUGGUGGAGGUCCAAUCUAAGGUGAAUGAGGCCAAAUAUAGGUUGGAUAAACAGCUUGGAAGAAAACCUACUCGUGCAGAAAUUGCAGUUGAAACAGGCCUCUCCAUUAAGAGGAUUCAAUCUGCAGAACAAGCCCCUAAGCCAGCUCGAUCUAUUGAUAUUCCUGUCGGGCUGGAAAACAAUACCAAACUCACGGAUCUUCUUGAUGAUCCUGACCAAGAGACUCCUGAGGAAAUAUUGAUCAAACAAACUAUGUCAGAGGAUUUAGGGAAGGUGUUGAAUACAUUAGGUGAAAAAGAGCAAAAAGUCAUCAGAUGGCGGUUCGGGUUAGAAGAUGGUAAAACAAGGACUUUGCAAGAGAUUGGGGAUGUAAUGGGUGUAAGCCGCGAGCGAGUCAGACAGAUUGAACUGUGUGCGUUCCGUAAGUUAAGGAACACUGAUAGAACCGAGACUUUAAGGCAAUACUUGCCUCAAUGAGACUUACAGUUGGUAUGAAAGGCAAUACUUGCCUCAAUGAGGUAUACAGUUGGCAUGAAAAGUAGAAUAUAUAUUCAAAUGUGUACAGGGAAAUCUUCUGCACCGAAAGGUCUUCGGGUGGGGUUAAGUAGCGAAUUUUCCAUACUUGAUCCGCGACCUUGUUGUGAGAUGAGUGACUUUACUGGUGGUUGCAAGAAUCGAUCUUUUUGUCCUUUUUCUUAAUUUUUGCUUAUUCUUGAUCUUCUUUCAGGCUAUGUCAAUGUAUUAUAUUCUCAGUAUGUAUGGUUCUUUAUUCAUGUAUACAAGCAAAAUAUUUUAACAUA
Messenger RNA from Erigeron canadensis, 2267 nucleotides. Its product is annotated as RNA polymerase sigma factor sigB. Gene Ontology annotation, molecular function: DNA-binding transcription factor activity. The coding region runs from base 115 to 1944 and encodes 609 amino acids. The transcript is spliced from 7 exons. Gene Ontology annotation, biological process: regulation of DNA-templated transcription; DNA-templated transcription initiation. The record is from RefSeq and is a predicted model, not a curated record. Lineage: Eukaryota; Viridiplantae; Streptophyta; Magnoliopsida; Asterales; Asteraceae.